UGGGCUACGUUCUAUUCCGAUCUGUUCCGGGCAGUUGCACAAGUCUGGAACUUCCUACGGCAAUCCAUACACCAUUUUGCUUUCCAACUGCUUGAGGGAUUUACCUCUCGGGGUAAAGUAACACUCGCAUAUUCCUUGUCCUUGAUACGCCAUAUGUACCUCGUACUACAACAUGUCGACGGUGACACAGCCCAUCUUGAGCCUCGGCGGGGUUUCAGAUAGUCUCGUUGAGUACGGUCAAAUAACAUCUCAAUUCUGUUUCUCUCCAUCGAUCUAUCGAAUAUCCAGCAAUUAGGAAAAUCAAUCAUGGCCGCUCCGUCUCCGUCCGAGCAGCACACGCUGUCAGAUCUCGCCAGCAUCAUUGCGUCCAAUGCCACUGUGGUUGACGAGGAACUUGGAAGCAAAGAACUCCCACCACUAGAUGAUGAGACCUUUCCGAGUUCAUUUCCCCUACUGAGUCCAGAGGGCUCUCGUGCUCGGUUUGAGCUGCUCUCCGCAGCAUUGACUCUUUUCCGGCUCGCGAGCGGGCCGUCCGAGACUUUGGACCAUGUCACCAUGAAGGGCUUCGAACUAGGCACAAUCGCAACCCUCCUCCGCCUUCGCAUCCCGGAGCACAUCCCCAUCGGUAGCGCCGUCUCCCUGCAAACCCUCUCACAACUAACCUUCAUCGACAUCGACCUCCUAACCCGCCUAAUCCGCUACGCCAUCUCAACCGGCUUCCUCACCGAACCAGAACCAGGCCUUAUCCGCCACAAUGCCCUCUCAGCAGCCACCGCGCGCGACCACAACAUGCGCGACAGCGCCCUCUGGAAUGUAAUCGUGGGAGCUCCCGGCGGGAUCAAGAUGUACGAGGCGCUGCAAUUGGAUCCUACGGGGAGGAAUAAUACGAAGACGGGGCUUAGCGUUGCUAUGGAAGAGCGCGGGGAGCCGCGCGGGACGAUGUGGGAUUAUCAUGCGUUACAUCCGGAGGACGAGAUGCGGUUUAAUAAUGCCAUGGCGAGUACGGAGACGGUUUCUGUCCAUGCGUGCGAGCAUGUGGUUAGGGGGUUUGAUUGGUCCAAGGUCAAGACUGUUGUCGAUGUCGGCGGAAACGAAGGCCACCUCUGCAUGACAAUAAUAAACACCUACCCGCACAUAACCGCCACAAUCCAAGACCAGUCGCGCGUCGUCGCAACCUCCGCCCCCCUCCUCCCACCAAAGUACAACCCCUCCAUAACCUUCAAAGAACAUGACUUCUUCCACCCCCAGCCGACAAUCGCAGACGUCUACAUUCUCCGCUUCAUCCUGCACGACUGGCCCGACGACAAAGCCCGCGACAUCAUCCGUAAUCUCCUCCCUGCGCUGAAACCCGGUGCACGGAUCCUCAUCGUUGACCACGUCGUUCCUAGCGUUGGUGCCGGUGAGCAGAAGAUAAACAGGUAUAUGGAGCAGAUUAUCCGGCAGAUGGAUGUUACUAUGUUUGGGUUGUUGGGGGGGAGGGAGAGGUCGGUGGGGGAUUUUGAGAGGUUGUUUGGGGAGAUUGAGGAGAGGUUGGUGUUUAGGGGGUGUGUUACGCCGGAUGGGAGUUCGUUGAGUAUUUUGGAGUUUCAGUUUAUGGGGUAGCUAGCCUAUUCUGUAGAUGUAAUGGUGUUGAUUUACUAUGGGGAGU
Messenger RNA from Aspergillus glaucus CBS 516.65, 1648 nucleotides. RefSeq lists its product as uncharacterized. NCBI's taxonomy places the organism in Eukaryota, Fungi, Ascomycota, Eurotiomycetes, Eurotiales, Aspergillaceae. Gene Ontology annotation, molecular function: O-methyltransferase activity. Bases 307 to 1602 code for a protein of 431 amino acids. The transcript has 3 exons. The record is from RefSeq and is a predicted model, not a curated record.